Molecule: messenger RNA, 1203 nt
Organism: Nicotiana tabacum (common tobacco)
Lineage: Eukaryota; Viridiplantae; Streptophyta; Magnoliopsida; Solanales; Solanaceae
Source: RefSeq, a predicted model, not a curated record
CUUGUAGCAGUGAAUCUGAACUAGCACACAGUCGCUAAAUACAAACGGCUUUUGGCUAACAGUUUCCCUUCCACGAUCAGAACCCUUCGCCGCCCCCUCCGAUGCAUUACUCCGCCAUUUUCGACGGCGAAUGAAGUAAUGUAAUGUGGGCUCAAAAAUAACCUACAUUCAACCUUCAGUUCCUUCGCUGCUUCGUCCGAGAAAAGGCCCUAUUCAAAAUCUUCUGAUUUUCAGCCAACAAACGAACACUUUGGGAAAAACAUCCCUUCAUUUUUUCCUCCAAGAAGAGCCAAAGGGCUAAAGGGGUUUUAGGGUGUAGUUUUCUCAGCUUGUUUUUGCAAUCAACAAUAUGCCAAUCAAAUGGGUUUUGCACUGGCAGCCAAAUGCAGGCACAACAGUCAACACUCAAAUACUAACAGAAGUAUCUCAGUGUGUUGAGAGUAUAAAUGGGGUUAAAGAAGGAAGGUGGAAAGCUACUCUUAGCUUCUACAAACCCAUGCUCCGAGUAGAACAAGCAAAUGCUUUGGAGUUUCCCCGUGAUUUUUUGGGUAUUUCGCUUCAAGAACAGCCCAACAAGUAUUACUUUGUAAUUAGAGGGCAACGGUUGAUCUUGGAAGCAGAGUCAUCAAUUCAGACAAUAAUGGAGAAGUUGCAGUCUUACAAAACAAGGGUUGCACUUAAUUUUGAGGGGUUUCAAUAUCAACUUGGUGACUUCCAGCUGCGAGUGGGCAAAGUUGUUCCAAUUCACUCUGAGAGCUUGAGGGGAAUAGUUAUGGAGGUAUUAAAUAGCUUUAGAUAUUUGUUCUCUGUUGAAUGCUUGUUAUGUGGUUAAGCCUUCUCCGGAACAUAGCUAUGUAGGAUUUCUGUGGUCUAUUAUGCUUGUUAUUCUGCAUGGAGAGGAAUUGAUUUAUUGUGCUUUCCUAAAAUAAUUACUACAUGCUUGUUAUGUGCUUUCCUUUUCUUAAUGCUAAAACAUGGUCACAUAAACAUAUUUUCACUUGAGACCUCUAUGGGCUGGCUGAAGGAGUUUGAGUCCUAAUUUUUUUCGCAUUAGAAGAAAGUACACUGGAAUGGAUUGAAUCAAGUCAAUAGUUGUUGGAUGUCUCUGUGGAUAUGUGAUGCUGUGUGGGGACUAUCUUGUUGAUCUUAUCUCUAUUAAGGUUCUCGAAAUGCUUAUGUGAGAUAAUGACUAGCAGCAUCAAC